AUGGGCAUAGAAUUCAACAGAGACAAAUAUUGGUUGGAUAGAAUUGGUACUCGAGAAGUUGUUGGGUAUGGUAUAAACGGACAACCCGUUUAUUUUGACAUGUCUUCAUUUCCAUUUCCUGCAAUUAGAUAUAAAGAACCCACCAGAGAAGUCCAAGCUCUUUUGGAGAAGCAAAAAUGCGACUGGAGACUUCUUACAAUAGAGGAAAAACGUGAACUUUACAGGAUUAAUUUUUGCAGAACUUUUUCUGAAUUUCAAGCAUCGACAUCAGAAUGGAUGGAAGUUGUUGGUUACGGUUUAAUUAUGGUAUCCUUAGGUGUUUGGAUAUGGAUUUUCUUAAGACUGAUAAUUGAUCAUGAGGUUCCCAAAUCCUAUAGAGACGAUUGGAUUUUGGAGCAGAAUAGGAGGAAGUUGAAUAUUAGACAUGAGCCUAUUUUAGGAUUUUCUUCUUAUUAUGAUUACAAGAAGAAGGAUUGGAAGAAAGGUGGGUGGAUGAUGCCACCAAAUCCUUACGAAGGCAUGGAUGAAGAAGAAGGUGAAGGAACAGCAUCAAAAUAGGUUACA
Molecule: messenger RNA, 564 nt
Organism: Brassicogethes aeneus
Lineage: Eukaryota; Metazoa; Arthropoda; Insecta; Coleoptera; Nitidulidae
Source: the annotation of a GenBank genome assembly